Molecule: messenger RNA, 1421 nt
Organism: Pantherophis guttatus
Lineage: Eukaryota; Metazoa; Chordata; Lepidosauria; Squamata; Colubridae
Gene: VMA22
Product: vacuolar ATPase assembly factor VMA22
Biological process (GO): vacuolar proton-transporting V-type ATPase complex assembly
Source: RefSeq, a predicted model, not a curated record
UAACCGCAGUAGGUACAGGAAGUCAAUUGAGAAAAACGGAUCGGGUGCAGUGAGAGAACUUGGGGGAGGUUGAGCGACCAGCUUGCCUUCGCUAGAGGAAGACCUAUGAAGUUAUCCUGAUAUAUUUGCUUACGAACUAAGCAGAAACUCUUGAAACCUGUGUGACACAAGGUCGAAUAGGAUCAAUUGCACAAUUUUCCAUUCAGAUGGCUCCUGCAGUGGACAUUGGACAAAUUGAAAUAUGUGAGGAAUUGGACCGUGUUAUCCUGCACCUUUUUGAUGCUCUAGAAAUCCUCCAGACCAAGAGAGAAGCUUUCAAUAGCAUGGUGGAGCAGGGUUGGUUCUCACUCUCCAAAUCUCGCUAUGCCAUGGGUAACAAAUCUGUAUCUACCCUGCAAUAUGGACACCAGAUGACACCACUUGUUCGGAUAGAAACAAGCAAGGCAGAAGAUGGGCAGACUCAGUUUCAGGUGAUCACAGAAGAUGCUUUCAAAGGGAAAGAUGAAAACCCAGCUUUUGUGGAAGAGAUUGGCCCCAGUGAACAAGUUCUACGGCGACGAAAAGGUCCAGGAAAAGCAGAGGAUGUGGCCCAACCCCAGAAUACAGCAUCCCAGCCUGCAGAGACCUUAGGCCACCAAGACCCCCUGAACUGGUUUGGCAUCCUUGUGCCUCAAAGCCUCCGACAAGCUCAGAAGACUUUCCGAGAAGGGAUCAACCUGGCUGCAGAAAUUGCCUCAAUACAAAGUGAAAUUGAGGCUACUCGAAGUUAUUACCAGUCACUGCUGGGAAAAAAACAAAAACUGGUAGCUGGAAAGAAGCAGUACUCUCCUUGAUCAAUAAUGAUCACCUCUGCUGAUAUAAUAUAAGCUAUGAAGUAUAGCUUAUAUUUAUUGGAGCAGUUUUGGAAACCUCAGUGUUUGUUCUGAACUGUUUUUAAAUCUCUAUGUAAAAGAUAAUUAUAAUUAUUAAUGGCUUUGUAAGUUACAGGUGCACUUUAGAUUUGUUUGCAGAAAGCUAAAAUUGAUGUAUUUUAAAAUAAAGCAUAGCUGGAAAAUCUAGCUUAGUGUAUAUACAGCAUUCUUCAUCUUGCCUUUUUUUCUUAUUUGUCUGAGGCAAUAUGUCUGUUAAAGUAUUGAAACAAAUGUCUUUGGUUUGUAGGUUUGAUUUUCAUGUGUCUUAUAUGCUUUCAUCGUAAGCAAAACUUUUCUGUCUAUCAAACCAAAAACAGAUUUAUAUAAGGCACACGUUUUGAUUGUGAUUAAUCUAGGAGGGCUUUUUAACAUUUGACAUCUUGAAGGAAAAAAGUGGCAAUCCCAAAGAUAUAGGCCCCUAUAUUGUCUUACUUGGAUGCGUAUCUCUUUAAGAAAAAGUUCAAAAGUGAAACUAUGGUUUUUCAUUUUAAUAAAAAAUUCUCCUCUGCC